Messenger RNA from Zymoseptoria tritici IPO323, 816 nucleotides. RefSeq names its product putative glucan 1,3-beta-glucosidase, exo-beta-1,3-glucanase (gene MgEXG10). Bases 1 to 816 code for a protein of 271 amino acids. Lineage: Eukaryota; Fungi; Ascomycota; Dothideomycetes; Mycosphaerellales; Mycosphaerellaceae. Gene Ontology annotation, cellular component: fungal-type cell wall; extracellular region; cell surface. The transcript has 2 exons. Gene Ontology annotation, molecular function: glucan endo-1,3-beta-D-glucosidase activity; 1,3-beta-glucanosyltransferase activity. Gene Ontology annotation, biological process: cell wall organization; carbohydrate metabolic process. The record is from RefSeq and is a predicted model, not a curated record.
AUGCGUUUCUCCGCUGUCAUCACCGCUUUGGCGGCCUCUGCUCCUUUGACCACAGCGUUCUACCGAGGUUUCAACAUGGCAGGCAACAAUGAAGACGGCUCCUGCAAGACCACAGCUCAAUGGACUGAAGCAUUCAAUAAAUUGAAGGGCUUGCCGCAACCUAUCACGUCCGUACGACUUUUUGCUUCGAGCGACUGCAACACACUCGACAAUGCUGUACCCGCGGCAUUGAACACUGGAACCAAACUCUUGGUCGGUCUCUGGACUCAGAAUGAAGACCACUUCACUGCCGAGAAGCACGCUCUCGAGUCGAACAUCAAGGCACACGGCUCGGACUGGAUCUUGGCCUGCGCAGCCGGCAGCGAGGACAUCUACCGUGGCGGCUUGGACAUCAACAGGCUUGCUGAACAGAUCUAUGAUGUCCGCGGGAUGAUCAGGGCGCUGGGAAGCAACGCUCCGGUCGGACAUGUCGAUACCUGGAACGCUUGGGUGAACCCAGGAACCGAUGUUGUCACCAAAGCAUGCGAUUUUGUUGGAAUGGAUGCCUAUCCUUACUGGCAAGGCGCCAGGAUUGAGGACGCUCACGACGUCUUCAUGAAGACCUUGAAAGACACUAGGGAUCAUGUGAACAGCGUCAAGAAUGGUAUCCCGGUUUGGGUGACCGAAACUGGUUGGCCUGUCUCCGGACCCAACUUUGGAGCCUCUGUCGCUUCCAAGACCAAUGCCCAGAAGUUUUGGAGAGGCACGGGAUGCAAGCUCUUUAACCAAGGUCAGAGCUUUCGUGUUGCCAUAUACAUUGUCUUCAGACUGACCUGA